Fragaria vesca subsp. vesca is the source of this 1033-nucleotide messenger RNA. RefSeq lists its product as uncharacterized. The record is from RefSeq and is a predicted model, not a curated record. The coding region runs from base 203 to 1033 and encodes 276 amino acids. NCBI's taxonomy places the organism in Eukaryota, Viridiplantae, Streptophyta, Magnoliopsida, Rosales, Rosaceae. The transcript is spliced from 4 exons.
UACCUCCCUCUCUCAUAUUCUUCUUCUCCACACAACAUACCUCCCUCCCUCUACCUCUCUCAUAUGCUAUUCCCGUUCAUAGAAGUCGUGUUUCAUGUUGAGAGACGAAGUCGCCCGAAGAAGAGGACCGGGUUAUUGAAGAUGCAGCACAAUUGUUGAUUUUGGGCGAUUAGCGAGUGUGUUUCGGAUCUGGUCUUGCAAUAUGAAGGUUAUCGCUAAACGGAGAAGGUUGGAGGCCGGAAAAGCGGGAGAAGAUGUUGUGAUUAAAACCGCCUGUUACCCAAAGGAUUUCAAAUUAACUUGUGAAGCCCUAUCAAGUAGUAAGAGAAAUGCUGUGGUGCAAAUGGGAUUCGGCCCAUUAAUGGAGAUGGGAUGCAUAAAACUGAACCGGGACUUAUGUCAAAUGGUUGUCGACAACUUGGAUGUGCAACAGGGGAGAUGCUCUAUUCAGAUUCAGGGGAGAUAUUUGUCCAUAAAUGCCACUGUAUUCGAACGUGUGAUGGGGGUUAGGAACACCGGGACACGAGUUGAGUUGGGGUGUGUCGAUGUUGAUGACAUGAAGGAGCUGGGAAGGAAGUUGUGUGGUGGGAAUGAAGAUAUAAGUAUAGACAGUAUGAAACAAAUCAUUGUUGCAAGGGAGGAGGCGGAUGAUGUUUUCAAAAGUUUCUUUGUAAUGUAUACUCUAGUUGUACUGUUGUGCCCCAGCACCCCUUACAUGGUUGACAUGAGGUUCCUUGUUGCAUUGAGUGACGCCUCAUCCAUUGGUAGCAAGAAUUGGGCAUCAUUGUGUUUCAGACAUCUAUUAGAUGGUGUUGUUGCCUAUAAGAAUAACCGGACUGGUUACAUGAGUGGAUGCAUGGUGUUUUUACAAUUAUUUUAUUUUGAUGCAGUUGGAUAUAGCUCGUCUAUUGUUUGUAAAUCAGUUCUCCCAGUUGUUGCAUGGACGUCAAAAAAGUGUAAGCAAAUGACAGAAUGGCCGCUGAAUUUGGUGGAAGUGAAGCAGCAGUGGUUUUUUCCAAUUCUGUUGAUGUGA